AUGCCUGAGAUUGUAAUAUUUUUGGGUAAUCUGAAAAAAGUCCAUACUUCUCGUGCAGAAUCUCUAGGAUUUGUUGUAAACACCACGAUCACCGAGACUGCGAACUACGUCGUUUGCGGUAAAGAUGCUGGGAUAAAAGCAGACAAGGCCCGAGAGCUUGGUCUUACAAUUCUUGAGGAAGAAGAAUGGGAAGAAAUGCUGAUCGAACGCGAGAAAGGGGACUCGGAUAAAAGUGUGGACGGGAAAAAAGUGAUUAACAAUGGCAACGAAAACACAGACGAAAAUUUGUUCAAGAAACCUACAACUUAUAUGACAGCAGGGAGUCAGUAUUGGGAAAUCAAACUUGAUGGUCGUAAAACAUAUAUCAGGACCGGGAAAGUUGGUGAAAAGGGGCUUAUAAGUAAGAAAGAGCACAAGAGUUGGUCUGAUGCUAAACAAUCAAUGACCGACUUGGUGGAGAGGAAAAAGAGGCAAGGAUUUCAAAGGCAGCGCAAACCAGCUCCUAAUAUUUCGGAGUCCAAUGCUACAAGAAGAAAGCGACAAAAAAUCGACGAUGAUAGUGGUGCGUCAAGUACAGCUUCGACUGUUGAUGACGGUAUUGACAUGGUGAAUUCGUCAACUGACGAAGAUGUGGCGAACAUGUCCAUUGCUUUAGCCGGUGAUGGGCAUCACAAACCAAUCUUGGGAGAAAGAGCCGAUAAGAGUAGUGAUGAAAGUUCCUCGGAUAACUUGACAAAUUACAUUUUCAAAAGGUCACCUGGUUUGCCAUCCUCAAUUACAAGAGCAAAACCCGUUUCUAUUAUGAAAGGCCGUGUUCCUGAGCUUUUGCUUGCACAUUCUUGGAAAGAGGAUGAGGUCGAUCCAACGGGAUGGUGGAUUUCCGAAAAGCUAGAUGGAUCAACUGUAAGCAUAGUGAAAGCUGGUACAGACGAAUGGAAGUCGAUUAUAUAUGAUAUCUUUGAUGCACCUUCAUACAAGAAUGCACCAUUUGAGGAUCGUAUGUUAUUUAUUGAGGAUAUGUUCGAAAAACAAAAACCGACCUAUGGAAGAAUCGUUCAACAAAAACUCUGUAGAUCAUCUCAGGACGUAUGGGAUGAGUUGAAGCGAGUUGAAUCAAUCGGGGGUGAAGGGUUAAUGAUACGAAAGCCGAGAAGUGAAUACGUGUGUAGUCGUUCAAAUGUAUUACUAAAGGUGAAGUCAUUCUUUGAUGGAGAAGCACUCGUCGAAGGUUACGAGCCGGGAAAAGGAAAAUAUCAUAACAUGUGUCAAGAUCUUUCCGAUAGCGGUAAUCCACGAUUUCCGACGUUUGUAGGAAUCGCUGCGGACAAAGACAAGCCCAAGGACCCUGAUUUUGGUCACAAGUUGAAACUUAAAUGA
This is a messenger RNA of Acaulospora colombiana, 1377 nucleotides long. The record is from the annotation of a GenBank genome assembly. Lineage: Eukaryota; Fungi; Glomeromycota; Glomeromycetes; Diversisporales; Acaulosporaceae.